CUCCUCAUUUCUCAUUCUCACUUCAAUCUUCUCUUUUCACAUUUGCUCAACACAAAGUUAUUCAUUCAUACCCACUUCCAUUUCAUGGAAAUCUCCUCUUUCCCAUUUCUUAAUCAAGAAGAAUUCUUACCCAUCUUCAAUCUCUUCUCCGAAAUGGAUAAUCCCACCGCCACUUUCAAUGUGAAUCCAACAUCUAAAAAACGGCGAAGAUCUGACCCAAAUUCCGAUGACUUCAACAGUUUUUCUUUCACUGAUGAAAACGAUGAUCCUACUGCUGACCCACUACUAAAACUCCCCUGUUGGUUCGAUCCCCAACCCGAAUCUCAACAAAAUUGGCUCAUGGACGCCCAAAAACCAAAACCCACCAACGAUUUCCAUCUCUCCGAUCAAAUUCCCAAAAAACCCCGCCGUGCAUCGCCGGAAAAUCCCUCUCCGGUGAAGAAUACCCCCGCCGGUGGUGGAGGAACUCAGCAGCGACGGCUAUGGGUGAAAGACCGAUCCAAGGAUUGGUGGGAUCAAUGCAACCACCCGGAUUUUCCCGAUGAGGAGUUCCGACGAGCAUUCCGGAUGAGUAAAUCCACAUUCGAUAUGAUCUGUAAAGAACUGGAUUCAACGGUGAUGAAAAAAGACACAAUGCUUCGUGUUGCGAUUCCCGUACGGCAGCGUGUUGCCGUCUGUAUAUGGCGGUUGGCUACCGGAGAGCCACUCCGAUUAGUUUCGAAAAGAUUUGGGUUAGGGAUUUCAACUUGCCAUAAAUUAGUUCUGGAAGUUUGUUCAGCGAUUCGUAAAGUUCUAAUGCCGAAAUUCCUCAAUUGGCCAGAUGAAUCAAAAUUAACCAAAAUCAAACAAGAAUUCGAAUCGAUUUCAGGAAUUCCCAAAGUGGGCGGUUCAAUUUACACAACACAUAUCCCAAUAAUCGCACCAAAGAACAACGUAGCUGCUUAUUUCAACAAACGCCACACAGAACGCAACCAAAAAACUUCAUACUCCAUCACUGUUCAAGGCGUCGUCGAUCCCUCCGGUGUAUUCACCGACGUUUGCAUCGGAUGGCCGGGAUCUAUGCCGGACGAUCAAGUUCUUGAGAAAUCAUUGCUUUACGAAAGAGCAAGUAUGGGGUCAUUGAACGAUGUGUUCAUCGUCGGAAAUUCAGGGUACCCAUUAAUGGAUUGGUUGUUAGUUCCUUAUACUGUACAGAAUUUGACAUGGACACAACAUGGGUUUAAUGAGAAAGUUGGGGAGAUUCAGGCGGCAGCGAAGGCGGCGUUUGGGCGGUUGAAAGGGCGAUGGACUUGUUUACAGAAAAGAACAGAGGUGAAACUGCAGGAGUUGCCGGUGGUGCUGGGAGCUUGCUGUGUUCUUCAUAAUAUAUGUGAAAUGAGGAAGGAGAAAUUCGAUCCGGAGCUGAAAUUUGAGGUUUAUGAUGAUGAAAUGAUGCCGGAAAACAACGGGUUGAGAUCGGUGAGUGCGAUUCAAGCUAGAGAUCAUAUUGCUCAUAAUCUUCUUCACCAUGGAAUUGCUGGGACAGGAUUUCUUUGAUGAGAUUGGAUUUUGAUGAACAAUGAAGAAUCUAUAUAUAAAUAUAUAUUUACAUUUACAAUUAUUUGUUCAAAAAAAAUUAAUAAAAGAAAUAUUAAGAUUUGUUUAUUUGAAAGUAUACUUGUAAUUUGGAGGGAAGAUUUGGUAGCUUUUAGGGUGAUUUUAGGGGUUAGUGGUAGUGUUUUACAUAUUGAAUCAAGAGAGAAAGGGAUGUAAUUGAGCAAUGUCUCUUUUUCAAUCUUUUUUGAAUGGAAGAUUAGAUUACUUUUCUUUUAUAA
Molecule: messenger RNA, 1814 nt
Organism: Cucumis sativus (cucumber)
Lineage: Eukaryota; Viridiplantae; Streptophyta; Magnoliopsida; Cucurbitales; Cucurbitaceae
Product: protein ALP1-like
Exons: 1
Coding region: 85-1536 (483 amino acids)
Source: RefSeq, a predicted model, not a curated record